Molecule: messenger RNA, 6641 nt
Organism: Pipistrellus kuhlii (Kuhl's pipistrelle)
Lineage: Eukaryota; Metazoa; Chordata; Mammalia; Chiroptera; Vespertilionidae
Gene: NALCN
Product: sodium leak channel, non-selective
Exons: 46
Coding region: 433-5745 (1770 amino acids)
Biological process (GO): monoatomic ion transport; transmembrane transport
Cellular component (GO): membrane
Molecular function (GO): monoatomic cation channel activity
Source: RefSeq, a predicted model, not a curated record
AGCACGACAGAGACCAGGAGAGGAGCUGGCAGAGGAGAGAGAGCCCAGCUGUUGCUGAGGCUGCCAGAGGCAGAGGAACCUGCUGGCACCGACCCUCCCGCUACCCCUCCCCUCCCCCCCCCAGCUGCAGCGCAGCCUCCGCUGCGGUUCCUCCUUCCAGCCCCAGGCAACCCUUGCGGGAGAGUCAACUCAUUUGAUUUGAUUUGAUUAUUUUUUUUAAAGAAAAAGCCCCCACCUCCCUCGCUCCAGGCCCCGCCGCCCCGGUGGCAGUAGCGCGGAGCUGCCGCACCGGCAGAAGCGCGCCUGGGGCCCGGGGCGGGAGGGUCGCGUCCCCGCCGCCUCCAUCGCCUCCUCCUCGCCGCACCAUGACCGCUCCGAGCGCUGGGGUUACAGACUGCCGUUUUGUACUCCCUCACCAGAGCUAACUCCAGCAUGCUCAAAAGGAAACAGAGCUCCAGGGUGGAGGCCCAGCCGGUUACUGACUUUGGUCCUGAUGAAUCUUUGUCAGACAAUGCUGACAUACUCUGGAUUAACAAGCCAUGGGUUCACUCUCUGCUGCGCAUCUGUGCCAUCAUCAGCGUCAUUUCUGUCUGUAUGAACACACCCAUGACAUUCGAACACUACCCUCCUCUUCAGUAUGUGACCUUUACUCUGGAUACUUUAUUGAUGUUCCUCUACACAGCAGAGAUGAUUGCCAAAAUGCACAUCCGGGGGAUUGUCAAGGGGGAUACUUCCUACUUGAAAGAUCGCUGGUGUGUUUUUGAUGGAUUUAUGGUCUUUUGCCUUUGGGUUUCACUGGUGUUGCAGGUGUUUGAAAUUGCUGAUAUAGUUGAUCAGAUGUCACCUUGGGGCAUGUUGCGGAUUCCAAGGCCACUAAUUAUGAUCCGAGCAUUCCGAAUUUAUUUCCGAUUUGAACUACCAAGGACCAGGAUUACAAAUAUUUUAAAGCGAUCGGGAGAACAAAUAUGGAGUGUUUCAAUUUUCUUACUUUUCUUUCUGCUUCUUUAUGGAAUUUUAGGAGUUCAAAUGUUUGGAACAUUUACCUAUCACUGUGUAGUAAAUGACACGAAACCAGGAAAUGUGACCUGGAAUAGUUUAGCUAUCCCAGAUACACACUGCUCACCAGAGCUAGAAGAAGGCUACCAGUGCCCACCAGGAUUUAAAUGCAUGGACCUCGAAGAUCUGGGACUUAGCAGGCAAGAGCUGGGCUACAGUGGCUUUAAUGAGAUAGGCACCAGUAUCUUCACAGUCUACGAGGCCGCCUCCCAGGAGGGCUGGGUGUUCCUCAUGUACAGAGCAAUUGACAGCUUUCCCCGCUGGCGUUCCUACUUCUAUUUCAUCACUCUCAUAUUCUUCCUUGCGUGGCUUGUGAAGAAUGUGUUUAUCGCUGUCAUCAUCGAAACGUUUGCAGAAAUCAGGGUACAGUUUCAGCAAAUGUGGGGAUCGAGAAGCAGUACUACUUCGACAGCCACCACCCAGAUGUUUCACGAAGAUCCUGCUGGCGGAUGGCAGCUGGUAGCUGUGGAUGUCAACAAGCCCCAGGGCCGCGCCCCAGCCUGCCUCCAGCAAAUGAUGCGGUCAUCAGUUUUCCACAUGUUCAUCCUGAGCAUGGUGACGGUGGAUGUGAUAGUGGCUGCCAGCAACUAUCACAAAGGAGAGAGCUUCCGGAGGCAAUAUGAUGAGUUCUACCUUGCAGAGGUGGCUUUUACUGUACUUUUUGACUUGGAAGCACUUCUGAAGAUAUGGUGUUUGGGAUUUACUGGAUAUAUCAGUUCAUCUCUCCACAAAUUUGAGCUGUUACUUGUGAUUGGAACUACUCUUCAUGUAUAUCCAGAUCUUUAUCAUUCUCAAUUCACAUACUUUCAGGUUCUUCGGGUGGUUCGGCUUAUUAAGAUUUCACCUGCAUUAGAAGACUUUGUGUACAAGAUCUUUGGUCCUGGGAAGAAGCUUGGGAGUUUGGUUGUAUUUACUGCCAGCCUCUUGAUUGUUAUGUCAGCAAUCAGUUUGCAAAUGUUCUGCUUUGUCGAAGAACUGGACAGAUUUACAACAUUUCCAAGGGCAUUCAUGUCCAUGUUCCAGAUCCUUACCCAGGAAGGAUGGGUAGACGUAAUGGACCAAACUCUAAAUGCUGUGGGACACAUGUGGGCACCGGUGGUUGCCAUCUAUUUCAUUCUCUAUCAUCUUUUUGCCACUCUGAUCCUCCUGAGUUUGUUUGUUGCUGUUAUUUUGGACAACUUAGAACUUGAUGAAGAUCUAAAGAAGCUUAAACAAUUAAAGCAAAGUGAAGCAAAUGCAGACACCAAAGAAAAACUCCCUUUGCGCCUUCGAAUCUUCGAGAAAUUUCCAAACAGACCACAGAUGGUGAAAAUCUCAAAGCUUCCUUCAGAUUUCACAGUUCCUAAAAUCAGGGAAAGUUUUAUGAAGCAGUUUAUUGAUCGCCAGCAGCAGGACUCUUGCUGCCUCUUAAGAAGCCUUCCGUCAGCCUCUUCCUCAUCCUGUGAUCACUCCAAAAGGUCGGCAAUUGAGGACAACAAAUACAUUGACCAAAAACUUCGCAAGUCUGUUUUCAGCAUCAGGGCAAGGAAUCUUCUAGAAAAGGAGACCGCAGUCACUAAGAUCUUAAGCAAAAGCCCAUUACAGAGGAGCGCACCCAUUCGUAUCUGCCGUUGUCUCUACUUAGGACAAUCACCUUGUCACUUCACUGGAAUCAGAGCUUGCACUCGACAGCGCAUGCUGAGUGGCUCAUUUGAGGGGCAGCCGGCAAAGGAAAGGUCAAUUCUCAGUGUGCAGCAUCACAUCCGCCAGGAGCGCAGAUCACUAAGACACGGAUCCAACAGCCAGAGGAUCAGCAGGGGGAAAUCUCUUGAAACUCUGACUCAAGAUCAUUCCAAUACAGUGAGGUACAGGAAUGCACAAAGAGAAGACAGUGAAAUAAAGAUGAUCCAAGAAAAAAAGGAGCAAGCAGAAAUGAAAAGGAAAGUGCAAGAAGAGGAGCUGCGGGAGAACCACCCGUACUUCGAUAAGCCACUGUUCAUAGUAGGACGGGAGCACAGGUUCAGAAACUUCUGCCGGGUGGUGGUCCGGGCACGCUUCAAUGCAUCUAAAACAGAUCCUGUCACAGGAGCUGUGAAAAAUACAAAGUACCAUCAACUUUAUGACUUGUUGGGAUUGGUGACUUACCUGGACUGGGUCAUGAUCAUCGUAACCAUCUGUUCCUGCAUUUCCAUGAUGUUCGAAUCUCCCUUCCGAAGAGUCAUGCAUGCACCUACUUUACAGAUUGCUGAGUAUGUAUUUGUGAUAUUCAUGAGCAUUGAGCUUAACCUGAAGAUUAUGGCAGAUGGCUUAUUUUUCACUCCAACUGCUGUCAUCAGGGACUUUGGUGGAGUAAUGGACAUAUUUAUAUAUCUUGUGAGCUUGAUAUUUCUUUGUUGGAUGCCUCAAAAUGUGCCUGCUGAAUCAGGAGCUCAGCUCCUCAUGGUGCUUCGGUGCCUAAGGCCGUUGCGGAUAUUCAAACUGGUGCCACAGAUGAGGAAAGUGGUUCGAGAGCUUUUCAGUGGCUUCAAGGAAAUUUUUUUGGUCUCCAUUCUUUUGUUGACAUUAAUGCUUGUUUUUGCAAGCUUUGGAGUUCAGCUUUUUGCUGGAAAACUGGCAAAGUGCAAUGACCCCAACAUUAUUAGAAGGGAAGAUUGCAAUGGCAUAUUCAGAAUUAAUGUAAGUGUGUCCAAGAACCUAAAUUUAAAAUUAAGACCUGGAGAGAAAAAACCUGGAUUUUGGGUGCCACGUGUUUGGGCGAAUCCUCGGAACUUUAAUUUUGACAAUGUUGGAAAUGCUAUGCUGGCAUUGUUUGAGGUCCUCUCCUUGAAAGGCUGGGUGGAAGUGAGGGAUGUUAUUAUUCAUCGUGUGGGGCCGAUGCAUGGAAUCUAUAUUCAUGUUUUUGUAUUCCUGGGUUGCAUGAUUGGACUGACCCUUUUUGUUGGAGUAGUUAUUGCUAAUUUCAAUGAAAACAAGGGGACGGCUCUGCUGACUGUAGAUCAGAGAAGAUGGGAAGAUCUGAAGAGCCGACUGAAGAUAGCUCAGCCUCUUCAUCUCCCACCUCGCCCGGAUAAUGAUGGCUUUAGAGCCAAGAUGUAUGACAUCACCCAGCACCCGUUUUUUAAGAGGACAAUCGCUUUACUGGUCCUGGCCCAGUCGGUACUGCUCUCUGUCAAGUGGGACGUCGAGGACCCAGUAACUGUUCCUUUGGCAACGAUGUCAGUUGUUUUCACCUUCAUCUUUGUCCUUGAGGUUACAAUGAAGAUCAUAGCAAUGUCACCCGCAGGCUUCUGGCAAAGCAGAAGGAAUCGAUAUGACCUGUUGGUAACCUCACUCGGCAUUGUCUGGGUGGUACUUCACUUUGCCCUCCUGAAUGCAUAUACCUACAUGAUGGGCGCAUGCGUGAUUGUCUUUAGGUUUUUCUCUAUCUGUGGAAAGCAUGUAACAUUGAAGAUGCUCCUCCUGACGGUGGUCGUCAGCAUGUAUAAAAGCUUCUUUAUCAUCGUCGGAAUGUUCCUAUUGCUGCUGUGUUAUGCUUUCGCUGGCGUUGUUUUAUUUGGUACUGUGAAAUAUGGAGAGAACAUUAACAGGCACGCAAACUUCUCUUCAGCUGGCAAAGCUAUUACUGUACUGUUCCGAAUUGUCACAGGCGAAGACUGGAACAAGAUUAUGCAUGACUGUAUGGUCCAGCCACCCUUUUGUACUCCAGAUGAAUUUACAUACUGGGCAACUGACUGUGGGAAUUAUGCUGGGGCACUUAUGUAUUUCUGUUCAUUUUAUGUCAUCAUUGCCUACAUCAUGCUGAAUUUACUUGUAGCCAUAAUUGUGGAGAAUUUCUCCCUGUUUUAUUCCACCGAGGAGGACCAGCUUUUAAGUUACAAUGAUCUUCGCCACUUUCAGAUCAUAUGGAAUAUGGUGGAUGAUAAACGAGAGGGGGUGAUCCCGACCUUCCGCGUGAAGUUCCUGCUGCGGCUGCUGCGGGGGCGGCUGGAGGUGGACCUGGACAAGGACAAGCUUCUGUUCAAGCACAUGUGCUACGAGAUGGAGAGGCUGCACAACGGCGGUGAUGUCACCUUCCACGACGUCUUAAGCAUGCUCUCCUACCGGUCGGUUGACAUCCGGAAGAGUCUGCAGUUGGAGGAGCUGCUUGCAAGGGAGCAGCUGGAGUACACCAUCGAGGAGGAAGUGGCCAAGCAGACCAUCCGCAUGUGGCUGAAGAAGUGCUUAAAGCGCAUCAGAGCCAAACAGCAGCAGUCAUGCAGCAUCAUCCACAGCCUGAGAGAGAGCCAGCAGCAGGAGCUGAACCGGUUUCGAGACAGGCUGAAUCCCCCCAGUAUUGAGACCACCCAACCCAGUGAAGACAUGAAUGCCAACAGUCAAGAUAAUAAUAUGCAACCUGAGAUGAGCAGCCAGCAGCAGCUUCUGAGCCCCACCCUAUCCGACAGAGGGGGAAGUCGGCAAGAUGCAGGGGAUGGAGGGAAACCCCAAAGGAAGUUUGGGCAGUGGCGUCUGCCCUCAGCACCAAAGCCAAUAAGCCACUCGGUGUCUUCAGUCAACUUACGGUUUGGAGGGCGGACAACCAUGAAGUCUGUAGUGUGUAAAAUGAACCCCAUGACGGACACAGCUUCCUGCGGUUCUGAGGUUAAGAAGUGGUGGACCCGGCAGCUGACCGUGGAGAGCGACGAGAGUGGAGAUGACCUUCUGGAUAUUUAGGUGGGAAUCAAUGCAGAUGGCAGUCUAAUGGUGAAAAGUACUUUCUAGUAUUUUCCUCCAUUGUCCAGUCAGCAAUCCAUAAUUGAUGCAUAAUUGAAUUCCAAUUUGUCCUGCGUAAGAAGGCAUAAAAACUGGUCUGUCAGAAUUGUGCAAAUGGUGGGUUAUUACCAUGUGUUUGAGACAGUUUGCAAAAUGGCAGUAUUAGAAAAUAUUAGAAAUUAUACCAAUACGAGAUGUAGAUUGUUCAAAAAUUCUAUAUAUUCUGUCUCUGUAAACUAAGGUAUAUAUUCAUAUGUGCUCUUAUAUAUUGUUACCACCCCUUAAAGUGUGCUAAGUCCAAAGUGGUUCAUAUAUAUAGUACAGGAGCUAUAGCUUUAGUUUAUUUUUUCCCACUUCCUCUAGAAAUAUUUCUCUUGGGGGAAUUUAUUAUUUAUAAUUGAUCUGAAAAGGUCAGCACUGAGCUCAUGCCAAAGUGCUAAUAAUUUUACAAAUUACAGAUUUUGAAUUUUAAAAAGUAUAUUCUUUUUCUUGUGUUAUUUUUUGAAAAUAUACACAAGAUGUUUAGAGGUCAGAAAAAAGUCAAUUUCUGUCCUCAGUCACUCCAAUGAAAUUUUUGCCUCUUCUCAGAGAAUUGUAUGUGCAGGUACCAGACAAAGAAAUUGACACAUGUUGCUAAAUGACUUAAAACAAACCUUACAGAAGUCACUUGAGAGACAUAGUUACAGAAAGAGGUUGAAUUCCUUAAAAAGUAUUUGAAUAAUUGAGUUUAGAAAAAAAGAGUAAAACAAUUCAGCUUAUUUUUAAAAAUCUUUGCAUGUGUGAUGCCAUCAUUGGCUUUACGUUUUACCCAAAAUAUGUUCAUUGUGCCAUAAGCCAGCAAUGACAUUAUGAGUUGA